Molecule: messenger RNA, 2897 nt
Organism: Ornithorhynchus anatinus (platypus)
Lineage: Eukaryota; Metazoa; Chordata; Mammalia; Monotremata; Ornithorhynchidae
Gene: PTCHD1
Product: patched domain containing 1
Exons: 3
Coding region: 26-2692 (888 amino acids)
Biological process (GO): cognition; chemical synaptic transmission
Cellular component (GO): plasma membrane; synapse
Source: RefSeq, a predicted model, not a curated record
CCGGGGCCUCCUCCCGAGCCGGAGGAUGGUGCGGCACGUCUUGCGGAGGGCUCUGAGGACGCUGCUGGGCCGGCUGGGCCGGCUGGUGGCCGGCCACCCGGUGCUGUUCGCCUCGGCGCCCGUGCUGCUGUCGGUGCUGCUGGGGGCCAGCUUCAGCCGCUACCGGGUGGAGGAGGGCGUCGACGGGCUGCUGGCCCCCCGCCACAGCCUGGCCCGCAUCGAGCGCCGGCUGGCCGACAGCCUCUUCCCCCUCAACCGCUCCCGCCACCGCCUCUUCUCGCACCUGCACACCCCCGGACGCUACGCCCGGGUCAUCCUCGCCUCCCCGCGCAGGGCCAACCUCCUCGACCGACCCCACGCCGACCUCAUCCUCCAGCUGCACUCGGCCGUGACCAGGAUCCAGGUGCAGCGCCCGGGCUUCAACUACACCUUCGCCCACAUAUGCGUCCUGAAUAACGACAAGACCUGCGUGGUGGACGACCUGGUGCACGUGCUGGAGGAGCUCCAGGCGGCCCGGGCCUCCAACCGGACCAACUUCGCCAUCACCUACCCCAUCACGCACCUCAAGGACGGGCGGGAGGUGUACAACGGCCACCAGCUGGGGGGCGUCACGGUGCACAGCAAGGAUCGGGUGCGGUCGGCCGAGGCCGUCCAGCUGACCUACUACCUGCAGGCCCUCAACUCCCUCAACGACCUGGUGGCCGAGCUGUGGGAGGCCAGCUUCUGCGACACGGUCCGCCUCUUCCAGAAGGCCCACCGCAAGGUCCGGCUCUACCCGUACACCUCGGCCUCCCUGAGGGAAGACUUCCAGGAGACCAGCCGGGUGGCCGAGCGCUACCUGGUCACCGGCCUGGUCCUGGUGGCCGGGGCGGCGGUCCUCUGCUGCUCCAUGCAGGACUGCGUGCGCAGCAAGCCUUGGCUCGGGCUCCUGGGUCUGCUCACCGUGGGCCUGGCCGCCCUGACCGCCGCCGGGAUCGUCAACCUGACCGGCGGGAAGUACAACUCCACCUUCGUGGGCGUCCCCUUCCUCAUGCUAGGUCACGGCCUGUACGGGACCUUCGAGAUGCUGUCCUCCUGGAGGAAGACGCGAGAAGACCAGCACGUGAAAGAGAGGACGGCGGCGGUCUACGCCGACUCCAUGCUCUCCUACUCCCUCACCACCGCCAUGUACCUGGUCACCUUCGGCAUCGGCGCCAGCCCCUUCACCAACAUCGAGGCCGCCCGCAUGUUCUGCUGCACUUCCUGUAUCGCCAUCUUCUUCAACUACCUCUACGUCCUCUCCUUCUACGGCUCCAGCCUGGUGUUCACCGGCUACAUGGAGAGCAACCACCAGCACGGCGUCUUCUGCCGGAAGGUGCCCAAGCCGGACGUCCUGCGGCAGAAGCCCCCCUGGUACCGGUUCCUGAUGACGGCCCGGCUGGGCGAGGCCGCGGCCGAGGCCGAGGAGGCGGGGGCUCGGCGGAGCCAGCUGCUGGGGUGCCUCCUCCGCCGCUACUACUCGGACUGGAUCACCAACACGUACGUCAAGCCUUUCGUAGUCCUCUUUUACCUGAUCUAUAUCUCCUUCGCCUUAAUGGGCUACCUGCAGGUCAGCGAGGGGUCCGACGUCCGGAACGUCGUGGCCACGGCGACCCGCACCACCGAGUACACCGGCGCCCAGCAGAAGUACUUCAGCGACUACAGCCCGGUCAUCGGCUUCUACGUCUACGAGUCCAUCGAGUACUGGAACGCCAGCGUGCAGGAGAACGUGCUGGAGUACACCAAGGGCUUCGUGCGCAUCUCCUGGUUCGAGAGCUACCUGAACUACCUGCGGAAGCUGAACGUGUCCACGGGCCUGCCCAAGAAGAACUUCACCGACACGCUGCGCAACUCCUUCCUCAAGGCCCCGCGCUUCGCCCACUUCUCCGAGGACAUCAUCUUCUCCAAGAAGGCCGACGACGAGGUGGACGUGGUGGCCUCCCGGAUGUUCCUGGUGGCCAAGACCUCGGAGACCAACCGCGAGGAGCUCUACCGCCUGCUGGAGACCCUGAGGAGGCUGUCGGUCACGUCCAGGGUCAAGUUCAUCGUGUUCAACCCCUCCUUCGUGUACCUGGACCGCUACGCCUCCUCCCUGGGGGCCCCGCUCCAGAACGCCUGCGUCAGCGCCCUGUUCCUGCUCUUCUUCUCCGCCUUCCUGGUGGCCGACGCGCUCAUCAACGUCUGGCUGGCGCUGGCCGUCGUCUCGGUCGAGUUCGGGGUCGUCGGCUUCAUGACGCUGUGGAAGGUGGAGCUGGACUGCGUCUCCGUGCUCUGCUUGAUCUACGGCAUCAACUACACCGUCGACAACUGCGCCCCGCUCCUGUCCACGUUCGUCCUGGGCCGGGACUUCACGAGGACCAAGUGGGUCAAGAACGCCCUGGAAGAGCACGGGGUAGCCAUUUUCCAAAGCUACCUCUGCUAUCUCGUCGGUCUCAUCCCUCUCGCAGCUGUGCCUUCUAAUCUGACCCGUACACUGUUCAGGUGCUUGUUUUUGAUAGCCCUCGUCACCUUCUUUCACUGCUUCGCCAUCCUACCCGUGAUCCUGACGUUCGUGCCUCCCUCCAAGAAGAAGAGGAAAGACAAGAAGAACCCGGACCACGGGGAGGAGAUCGAGUCCGUCGAGAUGGUCGACAUGGCCGGCACCCGGGUGGUGGACCAGAUCACCACGGUCUGACCCGGCGGGCGGCCGUGGCCCUUUCACCCUUAGGUCUUACGGCGGAGGGAGGAGACGGCGGCGAGGAGGCUUCGCCCUUUAAUUUGCGAAGCGAGAGCCGAGCCCCGGGGGAUAACCGGAGACCGCGGAGAGGGACGGUCGAGCACGGUGUGUUGUCCGUUCCUUGAAAUCCUCCGAAACCGAGGGGCACGGCGGGCCGGGGCCG